AUGGCAAAGCAAAAUUUUCCUAUGGAUUGCUCCUUUGUUUGCAUAACCUUAAUCCAGUUCAUUGCUUCAAUGAGUUUCAGCAAAUCCCAGAGCCUCAUAAACGAAACUAAUACCAGCACAACUACCACUACUACUAAGGCCUUUUUCAUAUUUGGUGACUCUAGUGUAGAUUCUGGCAACAACAACUACAUAAAUACUAUUCCUGAGAACAAAGCAGAUUACAAGCCAUAUGGACAAAAUGGUUUUUUUCAAAAACCCACUGGACGAUUCUCAGAUGGCCGUGUCAUUGUGGAUUUUAUAGCUGAAUAUGCUAAGCUGCCACAAAUUCCUCCGUUUUUACAACCAAAUGCUGAUUAUAGUAACGGUGUCAACUUUGCUUCUGGUGGGGCCGGUGUUCUUGCUGAAACCAAUCAAGGACUGGCGAUUGAUCUUCAAGCACAAUUGAGCCACUUUGAGGAAGUCAGAAAAUCACUAUCAGAAAAGCUUGGAGAGAAGAAGACAAAGGAAUUGAUCUCAGAAGCAAUUUAUUUCAUUAGCAUAGGAAGCAACGAUUACAUGGGCUAUCUGGGUAACCCAAAAAUGCAAGAAAGCUACAAUACUGAGCAAUACGUUUGGAUGGUCAUUGGAAACUUGAUACGGGCAAUCCAAACUUUACAUGAGAAAGGGGCUAGAAAGUUUGGAUUCUUAGGUUUGUGUCCAUUGGGUUGCUUGCCAGCCCUUAGAGCUCUAAACCCGGUAGCCAACAAAAGUGGUUGUUUUGAAGCAGCUUCUGCUCUUGCUCUAGCACAUAACAACGCUUUGAAGCUUUUUCUCCCAAACCUCAAGCCUUACCUUGAAGGAUUCAUGUACUCUUACUCUAGUUUCUAUAAUUGGCUUCGUGAUAGAAUAGAUAAUCCCACAAAAUAUGGUUUUAAGGAUGGAGUCAAUGCUUGCUGUGGAAGUGGACCUUAUGGGGGUGUCUUCACUUGUGGAGGUACAAAGAAAGUUGAAGAGUUCAGCUUAUGUGACAAUGUUGAAUAUCAUGUGUGGUGGGAUUCUUUUCACCCAACAGAGAAGAUCCAUGAGCAAUUUGCUAAGGAAAUGUGGAAUGGAUCACCUUGCUCGGUACGACCGUACACUUUAGAAGACUUCUUCUCCAAAAAUGAGAUGAUCAAACCCACUAUUUCUAAUGUAGUUGAUUCCCCAAAAACCGAGCAUGGGCAAUUUCACUACUGAGUUCAUUUACAUAAGGACGAUAAAAAUUAGAAUGACAUUUGAAUAUAUGUAUGAUAUAUACAAAUUCAGAAUAUGAGCAAAGUGUGACAUGGUUAGGCACUUAGGCUAUAGAUGCACAAUUGCAUGUGUGUAGCACGGUUCGAAUGCUGUUUUUUAGUUUAUAUUUUACCAUUCAGGCACUGAUUGAAUUAAGGAGCUCUUGAGUCAAAUAUACUUUAUAAAUUUUAAACUUCGAUAUAUUUUUUGACAGAAACCAACUCAAACCAUUUCAUUGAUAAUUAACUGAUUAA
Molecule: messenger RNA, 1505 nt
Organism: Glycine soja
Lineage: Eukaryota; Viridiplantae; Streptophyta; Magnoliopsida; Fabales; Fabaceae
Product: GDSL esterase/lipase 5-like
Exons: 5
Coding region: 1-1215 (404 amino acids)
Molecular function (GO): hydrolase activity, acting on ester bonds
Source: RefSeq, a predicted model, not a curated record